This is a messenger RNA of Anopheles coluzzii, 731 nucleotides long. RefSeq lists its product as uncharacterized. The transcript is spliced from 4 exons. The coding region runs from base 389 to 730 and encodes 113 amino acids. The record is from RefSeq and is a predicted model, not a curated record. NCBI's taxonomy places the organism in Eukaryota, Metazoa, Arthropoda, Insecta, Diptera, Culicidae.
ACACGUCCGCCUGCGCGCAAGUGUUUUCGGGCGGCUCAGUUCUCCACCGGCCGGCAUCUUGACUGGACGUCCAGCACACGACGGACAAAGCGUACGGCGGCGUGCGUCUCCGCUGCGCCAGGGAAAGGAGUCAUAGAAGAGUGACAAAUAAGAGCGGACAGGAACACCCGUACACUCACUACUCCCAUCCACUAAAGCGUUCAGGUGGCGUGCGCACUACAACAGUAAAUUUGUCUCCGGACCUGCCUUCACUAUGCAUUCAGCAGCUCCCUAAGCUCGACGACACUAGCAAACACAAACAAAAACAACCGGGCGACGGAAGGUACAAAGGCAACCACAGGCAUAGGGGUAGGAGCGCGGUGCGAAAGCGAAAGCGGCGGCUACAACUAUGCCACCGGCAGCGUCGUCGGGACGGCGGGGCAAUGGGACGGCGGCACCAGCGCACCAGCAGCGCAAGGGCAAGGGAGGUGGCGGUGGCAGCGGCGGUACGGUUGUGAAGGGUGAGGGCUCUGGCGCUGCCCGGGCGCCCCAGGACCCGGACGAGGAUACCAAUGCCGGCUUCGGGAAGUAUUUAAGAUCGCAGGAAGGAAUAGAAAUGAUGAAGCUGUUCGUGAUCGCUAACACGAUUGUGGUGUUUGUUACGAUGGCCUGGCCCCAGAUGCAGCAGUCUUACCGCAUUUUGCGCUCGCUUCUGUUUAGCGACGAGGACGACGAUGCUGGCGAACUCUAAA